Messenger RNA from Haliotis rubra (blacklip abalone), 2257 nucleotides. Its product is annotated as tubby protein homolog. Lineage: Eukaryota; Metazoa; Mollusca; Gastropoda; Lepetellida; Haliotidae. The transcript has 8 exons. Gene Ontology annotation, biological process: protein localization to cilium. Gene Ontology annotation, cellular component: cilium. The record is from RefSeq and is a predicted model, not a curated record. The annotation marks the transcript as partial.
AUAGUGAUGCUGUUACACCAAUCCGGUCAGAGCGAGCUCAGAAGACUUCAUCGGCAGGGACGUUAUCAACCGUCAUCACAGACCAGGAGGAGGAUGAUGUGGACACAGAGAGUAUGCCCAUUGCACCCCAGCCUCCCAGGUCCCCCAACCCUCGAACAAUGAACCAGAAAGAUGCACCAUCCUCAUUCACCACAGAGAAUUCAUCACAGUUCAAUCAGGAAGGCAAUAAUGCUGAUGGACCUGCCAUGGGUGCUGUUGGACCUCGGGUUUACACCCCCGACCCCGGUGAGGAUCUGGAUGACUUUGUUCUCCGACCUGCGUCACAGGGUGUAACCAUCAAAUGUCGUAUCACAAGGGACAAGAAGGGUGUGGAUCGUGGUAUUUUCCCUACCUACUUCCUUCACAUGGAGAAGGAUGAUGGCAAAAAGACAUUCCUGUUAGCUGGAAGAAAACGGAAGAAGAGUGCGACGUCAAACUAUCUGAUCUCAACUGACCCCACCGACCUGUCACGUGCAGGAGAGUCUUUCAUUGGCAAACUCAGGUCUAACCUUCUAGGGACACAGUUCACGCUGUUCGAUAAUGGUGACAACCCCAAGAAAGCUGGGGAUGGGGCGAGACGUGAGAUGGUUGCUGUUGUUUAUGAAACAAAUGUGUUGGGCUUCAAGGGUCCUCGCAAGAUGACAGUCAUCAUCCCUGGGAUGAAUCUGGACCACGAAAGAGUGGACAUCAAACCUAGAGGGGACCAUGAUGGGCUGGUAGAGCGGUACAAGAGGAAACACAUGGAGAACCUUCUGGAGCUUCACAACAAAACACCAGUCUGGAAUGACGAGACCCAGUCCUACGUGCUGAAUUUCCACGGACGUGUCACCCAGGCUUCAGUGAAGAACUUCCAGAUAGUACACGACAAUGAUGUUGACUACAUCGUGAUGCAGUUCGGCCGUGUGGCAGAGGACGUGUUUACCAUGGACUUUAACUAUCCCAUGUGUGCUCUACAAGCGUUUGGCAUAGCACUCAGUAGCUUCGACGGCAAGUUAGCGUGCGAGUGACCUUCACCUUGGAUACAUUAUAAGAUGGCUGAUGGACAGUGGGAAUCCGAGUGAUGUAGUACUGCCUGCUGCAUGGCAACACUGCAUGGCAACGGGGUGCAAUCAGUAGGAAUAUCUAUAUCUCUAUAUAUAUGUAUAUACGUGUACUAAGCCAAAGCAUGGCACGGCCCCGUGUGAGCCUGACUUGCCAUGCAGAGAUGAGCUACAAGAAGGAAUAUUCACAAAGUAUCUAGCUUUUUGUCUUUCAAGAUCUAGGUCACAAGAAAUAAGUUCAAGUGCUAACGGGAAACUUGAAGGAAUACUGACUUGUCAGAGCGAGCAGGUGGAAGUAGGGCUGCUCUGCAUGACAGGGUAUGUUUCUCACAUGUGUUCUUCAGACAGAGUGGGCCUUGCUACAUCGGAAUCUGGACGCGUCAUCGGAUGUUGCAGCAUCAUUUCCAUGCAUUGACUUCAUCAGGACCUGGCGUCUCCUUGUCUGGUCAGAUGUGUGCUUGGCCUGCCAUUUAGUUUAGUUUGUAAACUUACAAUUUUGAGUUUAUGUCUAGGUACUCAGUAGACAUAGCACCUACUCAAGUGUGCAUCAUGUUUCACUUAGAAGAGUUUAUUUGAAUUUCUGUACGCUGAUGCUAGAGCUAUGUGUGAUGUACGAGGUUGGAGAUCCAUCCAGCCAGAGGUUGUGAAUGUUUGUAAUAUUUGUGAAGCAAUUGUCGUAGUUAUGCAAUGUCUUAGAGGAGAUGUCUUAGAGGAAAUGAAUCAAAAUAUGAUGAUGUUAAAUGACAACAAUUUCACCUCUUCUCUGGCUUUGUUCGUGGAUUCUUUCCGCAUGUCCGAUGUUUUAUUUAUUUGAUAUUUUGUUGUGCUGUUAGCACACUCAGUGACUCCGCCCAUUUCACAUGGCGGUAUGGCCUACCCACACUAGCCAUUGUCCUACUGCCCCUUUAAUCAUGUCCACAUUCCAGCAAUGCUGUGAUCCAUGAACACCCACCGUGUCUGGGAAGUAGAAACUAAAUUAACACCAGAUUUCAGCUACUUACCUGUCAUCCAUUUUUAACUGAUAUACAUUUUUUUAAUAAAUACAAAUAUUAUUUUGGCAUUAGACAUUGACUCAUUGUUUUCAUGAAGGAUAUCACAGUCAUCAAAAACAGGUAAAUUAUCAAGUAAUAAAUCAAAUGUUGGUGUACUAUAUGUCAUGUUAUUUAGCUGAUACUGAC